Messenger RNA from Parastagonospora nodorum SN15, 810 nucleotides. RefSeq lists its product as hypothetical. The coding region runs from base 1 to 810 and encodes 269 amino acids. The transcript has a single exon. NCBI's taxonomy places the organism in Eukaryota, Fungi, Ascomycota, Dothideomycetes, Pleosporales, Phaeosphaeriaceae. The record is from RefSeq and is a predicted model, not a curated record.
AUGAUGCCGGCAUAUGUAGAGGCGGGCACCCAGACGGAGUGGGCAGGACUGAUGCAGUGCACCCUCGUUCGUCCUGAAAUCCUCCUCGCCGCCCCCCACAACACCACGACGCCGCCCGACGACAUGUUGACAGAGAAGGCACAGUUCAUCCACGGCUACCCGGCCAUUGCCUCACCACCCCAUAUCCUGCAGCCCACGCCUCCCAUGGCAUCACUCCUCGAGAGGCGCCAGAAUCGCACUCUCCUCAACCCUCACAUCCCACUGCCGGCCAAGAUGGCCUCGCACGAGCUCAACGAUGAGGUUCCGCUGUCCCCGACGACCACACACGCGCUGCUCUCGCCCCUCCCGGAAGCCAACAGGCUCCAUGCCGGCCACACGCCCCUGAUCCCGCGCGCCUUGUCGCCUGCAAUGGAAGUGCCAGCCGCUCCGCUCGAACAAGCACAGGCGCCGGCAGACGACAAAGCGGCUACACCGGAUGCAGAUGAGGGCCUGACGGGUGCCUUGACACUCCCCACGAACCCCGUGGAUGGCGCAGACGACGGCCACAUCCCAUUGAGCAAGCUGGAUGCAGUACUUAGCAAGAUCUCGAGGCAGCAGGCAGAGCUUAGGGGCGAAUUUCCUGACGAGCCGGCAAAGAUCACCAGUCCGACCGUGAGCGUCACCGAAAUGCCAAGUGAGGAUGGCAUGCCACUCAGUCGCAAGGGAUCCGCGGAUUCACAUCGUUCCGGAAUGACCGAGGAAGUCGAUGGUGUCAUUCUCAAAACGCCCCCAUCCAACUUUGGCGCCCCCUUUGGGUCGCUGGGCUGGUGA